This is a messenger RNA of Hansenula ciferrii, 1551 nucleotides long. Its product is annotated as putative transporter. The transcript has a single exon. Gene Ontology annotation, cellular component: membrane. Gene Ontology annotation, molecular function: transmembrane transporter activity. The coding region runs from base 1 to 1551 and encodes 516 amino acids. The record is from RefSeq and is a predicted model, not a curated record. Gene Ontology annotation, biological process: transmembrane transport. NCBI's taxonomy places the organism in Eukaryota, Fungi, Ascomycota, Saccharomycetes, Phaffomycetales, Wickerhamomycetaceae.
AUGUCCACAGAUAAUAAAGAUAUUGAAAUUAGUCACAUUGAAACAAAUGUUGAUGAUCAAUUAGAUAAAAAAUCUAUUGAAAAACCACCAUCAAUUAAUGAAGAACUUCGUCAUAAUUUAGAAAUCCCAGAUGAAAUUAAACAUCUUUCUGAAGAUGAAUUGAAAAUUCUAGAAAAGAAAACUCGUCGUAAGAUUGAUAUUAGAAUCUUACCAAUGUUGGUUUAUAUCUAUAUUUUAAAUUAUUUGGAUAGAAAUAAUAUUGCAAGUGCAAGAUUAGGUGGUCUUGAAGAAGAUUUAGGUCUUAAAGGUAAUCAAUAUCAAACAUGUAUUUCCAUCUUAUUCGUUGGUUAUAUCUUAAUGCAAAUCCCUUCAAAUAUGAUUGUUAAUAAAAUAGGUAGACCGUCAUUAUUCAUCACUGUUAUUAUGACUAUCUGGGCAAUUAUUUCAACUUGUACAGGUGCUGUUCAAAAUUAUCCAGGUUUAGUCGUUGCUAGAUUAUUAUUAGGUUUUGUUGAAGCUGGGUUCUUUGGUAGUGCUUUAUAUUAUUUAUCAUGUUGGUAUUCAAGAACUGAAUUAAGUUUAAGAAAUGCUGUCUUAUAUAGUGGUUCUUUAUUCUCUGGUGCAUUAAGUGGGUUAAUUGCAUCUGGUAUUAUUGAUAGAAUGGAUGGUGUUAAAGGUUUGAGAUCUUGGAGAUGGUUAUUUAUUAUUGAAGGUGCUAUUACUUGUGCUUCCGUCCCAUUAGCUUAUUUGAUUUUACCAGAUAUGCCACAUAAUUCAAAAUUCUUGAAUGAACAAGAACGUGCAUUCAUCUUAUGGAAAUUAAGAAAAGAAGUUGGUCAAGAUGAUUCUGAUCAAGAAAAUAAAGAAUCUUAUGCAUCAACAAUGUUAUUAACUUUCAAAGAUAUAAAAGUUUGGGCUAUUACUGGUAUUUUAAGUUUCUUAGUUGCAGCUGCUGGUGUUACAAAUUUCUUCCCAUCUGUUGUUCAAACUUUAAAUUUCGAUAGAGUUACCACUUUAGGUUUAACAGUUCCUCCAUAUAUGCUUGCAGUUAUUGCAACUUUUAUUUGGGCAAGACAUGCUGAUAAAACAGGUGAAAGAUUUUGGCAUGUUGUUUUCCCAUUGUUUUUAGCUUUGAUUUCAUUUAUUAUUGCAGUUGCUACAACAAAUACAGGUGCAAGAUAUUUUGCAAUGUGUUUAAUGAUUCCAUCAAUUUAUUGUUCUUUUACUACAAUUUUAUCAUGGAUGUCAAAUUGUGUUCCAAGACCUCCAUUGAAAAGAGCUAUUGCAAUUUCUACAAUGAAUUGUUUAUCAAAUUCAACCUCGAUUUGGAAUUCAUACUUAUAUCCAUCAAGUGCUGAACCAAGAUAUUUAGUUGCAUUUGUUUGUAAUUGUGUCUUUGUUGUUUGUUCAAUGUGUAUUGCUUUAGUUUUAAGAACUAGAUUAAUGAUUUUAAAUAAAAAGAUUGAAACAGGUACUAUGGAAUGGGAAAAGGAAUUAGGUAAAGGAAAUGAUGGUUCAAAGAUUAGUCCUGAAUUUAGAUACUUAUACUAG